AAUGAAGACGAACUUAUCUAUAAAUCCAGUUGAAAAACUGCUUACGCUAUCAUUUAAAAAUAAACUUUCAAGCACAGUUAUUCAUAAAAUGUCAGGGAAAGGAAGAUUAAGUUUUAUUAUUCUCGCAAUAUUUGCAAGAAAUUGUGCAAUGGAACCUUCCACUGUAUGUAUUGGUGAAAAUGAAGAGUACAAAGAUUGCGGAUCGUCAUGUCCACCAACAUGUGAGAAUCCAGACCCAGAAGCUUGCAUCACGUUGUGCGUCGUAGGAUGUUUUUGCAAGGAUGGAUAUUAUCGAGACACAUCCACUAAUCAAUGUGUUCUUCUUGACGAAUGUCCAGGAAACCCCCACUGCGAGGAGAAUGAAAUAUUCACAGAAUGUGAAACUUUAUGUCCAAAAUCAUGUAAUAAUAUGGCAGAUUUUAAAGCUUGUCCAAUCACUCAAUGCAACCCGGGAUGUGUUUGUGAUUCCGGUUAUGUCUUGAACACUGUCAUAGGAAAAUGCGUUUUACCUGAAGAUUGUUUUGUCGAUUGUUCUAGAAAUGAAACAUUCAUCGAUUGUCAUGGAGAGGAUCGUUGUGAAACAAAGUGUAAUAGUCAGAUGAACUGUCGCUUUUCGAAUGAUUGCAGCAAUAAUUGUGUAUGUAGAACUGGUUAUUUUCGUGACGAUGAGUCAGGGCUUUGCGUUAAGCCAAUGGAUUGCAGUAAUGUGAAAAAAUAUCUUCAUUGAAUGUUUUGUUUUAUAACUUGAACUUCAUGUUGUACUGAGUUGAGUGAUUGAAUAAAAGGCAAAGCCGAAAUUGAAAAA
This is a messenger RNA of Clunio marinus, 805 nucleotides long. NCBI's taxonomy places the organism in Eukaryota, Metazoa, Arthropoda, Insecta, Diptera, Chironomidae. The record is from the annotation of a GenBank genome assembly.